AGGUGGGGAUUAUACCACCUAUGCUGUAUAUACCAGAUCAAGUUCUGCACUGGUAAAUAAGGGACGUUUUAGGAACUCUGAUGGCUGCUUUUUUCUCACAAGGUAUCAACCAUGAUUUAGAUGGUGGAAGAUCAUGGACAGCUGGUGACCUUCUCGUGUAUUGUUUGGAAGAUCUGGGAAAGUAUGAUUUCAAACGAUUUAAGGAUAAAUUGUCAGAUUUUGUAUAUAGGGAAAUAACUUCAAUCCCACGUGGAAUUCUUGAAAAGGCAGACUGCAUAUCCACAAAGAAUCGCCUUGUUGAUACUUAUGGAGAGGAGGUUCUAGAUGUAACAAUCAAAGUGCUUCAGUUAAUUGGUCUGAUGGGACCUGCACAAAAACUCCAGGAGGGUAUAGAAAACCUAUGCUUAACAAGGACUGGGUUUACAACUAGACGCCUGGAAGUGUUUAGAGUAAGAUACAUGAAUUGUGUGAGGCGUAAAUUCCAGCAAAUUCAAGACACUAAUGCCCGCCUUGGUGAUGCUGUUGCUUUUAAAAAAAGAUACACAAGACUGCUAAUGAUUCAGGAGCAUCGCACUGAAGAGGAAAGAGAGCAUGAACUAACAUUUACUGGAAGGAUGCACUUGCGGAUAAUGUCUAAUCGUUCGUCAGAUGAAUAUUCACCAACAUCUAUUCUAUCUCUGUUUGAUCCUGAUGAUGAUGAACUAAUUCCAGAAAUCGUGGUAAUACAGGGACCAGCUGGCAUUGGAAAAACUAUGACAGCCCAAAAGAUCAUGCUUGAUUGGGCCUGUGGGAACAUGUAUCAGAACAUGUUCAAUUUUGUGUUUUACAUGAGUUGUAGGGAAAUAAACAACAUUAAUAAUCAAAUAAGCAUUGCCGGUUUGAUAUACAAAUUAUGCCAGCUAAAGUGUCCACCAAAUCUGAUGAAAGCAGUUUUUGAAGAUUCAGAUAAAAUACUUAUUAUUGUUGAUGGUUUUGAUGAAUUAAGAUGUACGCUUAGGAAUGACAUGGAGAUGUGUGAUGAUCCAUUUCAAGAGACCUCCAAAGAAAUCCUCAUCAAAAGUCUGUUUGAAAAGCAAAUUCUCGAGGAUGCCUCACUUAUAAUCACAACAAGGCCAUUUGCGUUGGACAGACUGAGAGAAUACGUACGUUUUCCCCGUUAUGUGGAACUUCUUGGGUUUACAGAGCGUGACCGUGAGGACUACUUCCACAAGUUCUUCCAAAAUAAAGAACUAGCAGAAGCAGCUCUAAGCAUAGUUAAAGAAAAUGGAACCCUAUUUACCAUGUGUGUUGUCCCUAUAACAUGCUGGAUUAUAUGUACUGUAAUGAAACAGCAAUUAGAAAGGGGUAUAUAUGCAGUCUAUGCCAAAACAUCCACCUCUGUUUAUAUGCUCUAUGUAAAACAUUUAUUAAAAGUUCAUGGGAGAAAUUCUAACUUUAGUUUAAUAACAUGGGUAAGGAAGCUCUGUGCGCUCGCAAAUAAUGGAAUUUGGGAACAGAAAAUCCUGUUUGAUGAAGAAGACAUUAUGGAACAAGGACUUGUAAUAUCAGACAUAGAAUCUCUCUUUCUAAAUGAAAAUAUCUUUCAAAGGGACAUUGACACUUGCACCUGUUACAGCUUUGUUCAUCUAAGUGUACAGGAGUUCUUUGCUGCUUUACAUUAUGUAAUUAAGGAGGACACAAAAAGCAAAGACAGUUCAGAAAAUCAUCAAAUCCAUGAGGCAUCUGUGGAAACUGAAAACAACCAUGAUUUGGAUGAAUUAAAAUUCCAGAGGAAUUUCCAAAACCUCUUGAAGCAGUCCAAACAACAUCAACACUUACUCUUAACAGUCCGUUUUCUAUACGGACUCUCCAGUGAAACUGAAACACAUACACUUCAACAAUUGUUUGGGUUUAGCAUGUCAAGUGAAAUGAGAUCUAUUUUGGAAGAGUGGCUUCAGAAAGAGUUCCCUUUUAAUGAUCAUGAAAACUUGCACUGUUUGUACGAGACACAAGAUGAAUACUUUGUCAACAGGGUUAUGUCUCGAUAUAUACAGCUUGAAAUUGGUUCAGAUUUUAAUAUGCAAGCUCUUUCAUAUAGUUUGAUGAAUAGUUCAAAAAAUCACCACAUUUGUUUUUUUGAAAUUUUCUUUGGUCCGAAGGCCCAGCAAACUUUGACUAACCUGCUUCACAAGUGCUUUGAACUUCAAUUUUUUAAUUGCAAAUUCCCUGUUGUGGAUUUUGAAGACAUGGAAGCAAUGGAUUACAGUGAUGAAGAGUUUAUGGAAGAUACAGAAAGUAUUGAUAACGUAGCAGAAGAAGAUGUGUCCACUCCUGAAAAAUACAGUCUAAAAUGGUUAUGGAAUGCAUACAGCAGGAUAAAGGAUUUGGGAUUUCAUGCAUGCAAUCUGGACUCGGCCUGCUGUGAGGAUCUCCAUUUCCUUAUUAUUAAAAACAAGUCUCUUAUCAAACUGGACCUGAGUGGGAAUAAAAUACAAGAUUUGGGGUUGAAAAUGCUAUGUAAAGGAUUAACACAUUCUGAUUGCUCCCUACAGGAGCUCCGAGUGCAAGACUGUGAACUUACCUCAGUUUGUUGUGAAGAUCUGGGCUUUGCUCUUAAUACAAAUCAAAGUCUUAAAAAAUUGGACCUAAGCUCAAAUAAACUAAAGGACUCUGGAGUGAAAAGUCUCUGCACCGGUCUAAAAAGCCCCAAAUGUUCUCUAAAAGAGUUGAUGUUGCGCCGCUGUUAUCUGACCCAAGACUGUUGCGAGGAUCUAUGCUCCAUUAUUGCUUUAAACAACUCUUUAAUCAUGCUUGAUCUAAGUGAGAAUAAUUUGCAAGACUCAGGGCUAAAACUUCUAUGUGCGGGUUUGAAAGAUGCUUCCUGUACUCUGCAAGAGUUGAGGCUACAGAAGUGUCUGUUGACUUCAACAUGUUGUGAGGAUCUCCAAGAAGUUCUUAUUGUAAACAGAUCUGUGAAUAAACUGAGACUCAGAGGAAAUAUGCUACAAGACCCAGGUGUGAAAUAUCUCUGUGCUGGGCUCAGACAUCCAAACUGUACUCUACAAGAGCUGUGUCUGGAGAGCUGUGAUGUUACCUCAGCCUGCUGUGAGGAUCUACUCUCAGUUAUUACUAGAAACCAAUUUCUGACCAAAUUGCAACUGGGUGGAAAUAAAAUUGAGGACUUGGGAAUAAAAAUUCUCUGUGAAGGGCUAAGAAAGCCAAACUGUAAACUGCAGGAGCUGAGGGUACCUCAUUGUGGCCUAACUCAGUCUGCAUGUGAAGACCUCAGCUCUGUUAUUAUUACAAGCAACACUUUGAUCAACCUGGACCUGAGUGGGAACAAAAUUCAGGACACUGGAGUACAGUUUCUCUGUAGUGGACUUGUAUGCCACACCUGUAGACUACAGGAGCUUAGUUUGAGGGAUUGUCAUCUAAAGUCAUCAUGUUGUGAGAAUCUUCUCAUGGUCUUAACUUCAAACCAUUCAUUGAUUUUAUUGGACCUUUCAUGGAAUAAUUUUCAGGACUCAGGAAAAAAGAAAUUGUAUGAUGGAUUGAAGCAAUCAUUGUGUUCCCUCCAAGAACUAAGAUUGGAAAGUUCACAGUUACCAGAUAACUUCCAAAAUGAUAAAGAGUUUUAUAGGGAAGAAGCCUUUUUUCCUGUAUCUGAAGAAGAGAAUACGUGUGAAAUUUCUUUAAUUACCUCUUCAGACAGCCAACCAGAGAAUUGCCCAAAUUAUGGGAGCUUAAGUGACUCCACUGAUCCAUCAGCAAAACAUUCAGGAAUUCCUAAAUCAACUCAGUCUACACUGGUUUCUGCUAAACAGCCUGACCUCAUAAUUACAUCACAUCCAUCAUGUGAUAACCCAACCACAAGCAGAACUUCUUUCCACCCUGUGACUUGCAAAUUAAAUGAAGAUGAAGAACUUGUGGCUUCUUAUAAGUCUUUCCCUCAUUCAGAACUUCAGCAUCUUCCCACUGCAAACACCGUUACUCCAUUCCAAGUUGCAAGCCAACAUGCCUACAACUUAGGCAGCAGUAGCCAUAGACCUCAUAAUUGGGCAGCUUCAUUUCCCAGUUUUCACUUGUCAGACAUGUCUGUGGCAAAUGUCAUGCCACGCUAUACACCCAAUGUCUGUAUGCCUGCAUCCUUUUCUCACUCAAUAGCGCAAAAUCAAAGUUCCAUCCAAAAUGAAAUGAGUAGGGAAGGUAAUGUAGCUGAUUUAUCAACAAUUCAAGGAGGGAUUAUAAAUCCAGCUGCUGAACCAAUAUUGGAUUCUUUUAACGUUGCAGAUUUUUCCAAGGGAAAUCUGUAUUCUAAUUCACCUUUUCACAUGCAUUCCUACACACCUCAGCCCUUCUACAAUUAUGCAUGUUACCAGCAGCAAUCUCCUUUGUUUCUACAAGGUCUGCAAUAUAGUAGUUAUCCCUUUAUCAACUCAUAUCAACAAGGAUCUCAUGUUAAUCCAGAAUCAGUACCUGCCUUCAUGCCACAGUUCUUUCCACAGCCCAAUCUGGUAAACAUGACAUAUCCACAGAUGUGGUCUUCUGGCAACCAACAAACUCAACUAACACAGCCAGCAAUCCAACAAUGCCAAUCUCAAAUGGAAAGUUUAGAACAGCUCAUGGACCAAGGACCAAAGAUAUAUCAAUAUCAAGAAGAGCCAGGACCAGAUGUCAAAUAGAUGAGUAAGUCAGAAGAUAAUUUGGAGAAGUACGAAUGAAAUACCAUAUUCUAAAAUUAGCCUUUUCUUCAAAGG
Pelobates fuscus (common spadefoot toad) is the source of this 4736-nucleotide messenger RNA. Its product is annotated as NACHT, LRR and PYD domains-containing protein 3-like. Lineage: Eukaryota; Metazoa; Chordata; Amphibia; Anura; Pelobatidae. Bases 81 to 4661 code for a protein of 1526 amino acids. Gene Ontology annotation, cellular component: cytoplasm. The record is from RefSeq and is a predicted model, not a curated record. Gene Ontology annotation, molecular function: protein binding. The transcript has 16 exons.